CCGAGCUUGGACUCAAAAACCCCUUUGUAAUUGCUGGUCAUAUCUUCUCGGAUCCUUCUCGCCUUUUACCUUUCUACCACCACCCACUCUUCACGAUCAUGAUUGCUAAAGCCGUUGCAUUUGGUGCGCUCAUUGCCGGAGCUGGUCUCGCGUCUGCUCAAUCUCUUUCUUCCCACUGCCUGACCACGCUCGAGACCAUCGUCGCCAACAAGGAUGCGGCUUCGUGCUUGAAUGCGGGGGCGCUAAUUGGGCUCUUCACCACGAGCGCGAAUGAAUCGCUCGUUGAACCUAUUGACAAGUGGGUGACCGGCAUGUGCAGCGAUGCACAGUGCAGCAACAGCACGCUCAACGCAAUCGUCACGAACGUCACGAGCGGGUGCUCGAGCGACCUCCAAGGCAUCGGUCUUUCUGGCUUGGAUGCCUCCAGCAUUUCAAGCAUCGUGCAGCAGGCGUACCCCACCGUUAGGCAGAUCGCCUGUCUGAAGGAGUAUAACAACACGAUGUGUGUCACUGAGGAGCUCACGAACCUCCAGACGGUCGUGGGCACACUCAGCGUCAACAACAUCAUCUCGUCAAUCAGUGGCAUCGUCGCCAAUGCCGCCAGCAUCCCGAAGAACGACACCUGCACGCCGUGCGCCAAGGCGGCUUACAGCGUCGCGGAGAAAAACUUCCCCUCGCUCGUCGGCAGCACCCAGUCCACCCUCCAGUCGCAGUGCGGCUUUGAUUUCACCGAUGGGACCAUGCCUUCCAACGUCGAGGUGACUGCCUCCUCUGCGAGCGCCUCGUCCACCAAGAGCGCUGCGUCCGCGCUCGUCGUGCCGAAGGCUGGGCUCAUGGGCGCUGCUGUGUCCGGCGUGGUCGCCGUUGCCUUCGCCCUCGCGGUUCUUGCGUGA
This is a messenger RNA of Punctularia strigosozonata HHB-11173 SS5, 893 nucleotides long. RefSeq lists its product as uncharacterized. Lineage: Eukaryota; Fungi; Basidiomycota; Agaricomycetes; Corticiales; Punctulariaceae. Bases 99 to 893 code for a protein of 264 amino acids. The record is from RefSeq and is a predicted model, not a curated record. The transcript is spliced from 4 exons.